Molecule: messenger RNA, 654 nt
Organism: Microcebus murinus (gray mouse lemur)
Lineage: Eukaryota; Metazoa; Chordata; Mammalia; Primates; Cheirogaleidae
Source: RefSeq, a predicted model, not a curated record
UAUGAGCCUUCUUUUUUCAGCAUAAACACUAUCCUGGAGUUUUUGCCAAAGCAGAGGCGAACGGGCCUUUUCUCUGCCACUCAGACGCAGGAGGUGGAGAACCUGGUGAGAGCAGGCCUCCGGAACCCUGUCCGGGUCUCAGUGAAGGAGAAGGGUGUGGCAGCCAGCAGCACCCAGAAGACCCCGUCCCGCCUGGAGAACUACUACAUGGUGCGCACCUGGGCUUGCUUCUUGCUCAGUCCUGUGGUUCAACAAAAAAAGACUGAUGGUGAUGAAGACUGUGACCUCCUUACUCAGAAUGCUAUUUUCUCAUUUUCUAGUGGGAUUUUAGUGUGCACGGAUGUGAUGGCCCGGGGGAUAGACAUUCCUGAAGUAAACUGGGUUUUGCAGUACGACCCUCCCAGCAAUGCAAGUGCCUUCGUGCAUCGCUGUGGCCGCACAGCCCGCAUCGGCCACAGUGGCAGCGCUCUGGUGUUCCUCCUGCCCAUGGAAGAGUCGUACAUCAAUUUCCUUGCAAUUAACCAGAAAGUAAGCUGUCUUCCCUUUUUACGUAGAACACCCAGUGACAAGGGAGCUGCAGAGUUCUCUGGCAUAUGGUCAGAAACUUAGAUUGAGGAUUGCAGACUCACAGGGGCUGGGCUGGUGCUGUCAGUG